Paramacrobiotus metropolitanus is the source of this 2055-nucleotide messenger RNA. RefSeq names its product major facilitator superfamily domain-containing protein 6-like. The record is from RefSeq and is a predicted model, not a curated record. Gene Ontology annotation, cellular component: membrane. The coding region runs from base 415 to 1932 and encodes 505 amino acids. Gene Ontology annotation, molecular function: transmembrane transporter activity. The transcript has 4 exons. Lineage: Eukaryota; Metazoa; Tardigrada; Eutardigrada; Parachela; Macrobiotidae.
UUAGACUGUAUUUCUUGAGAAGAUUGGUACUGUACCCCUAUGUACAUGCAUACUUACUUCACCGGCACUCGUAUUGCAUCAGCAUCCUACUUAUUUUUGAUAAAUAUUUAAAUAAAUUUGGUUUUAUUAAUAUAUUAGGGGAACCGAAGUAACAUUUGGCUAGCUAGUGUUUGUGACCUCGCGCUUAUAUGUAAUUAAUGCCCAGCUGAUCUUUUAGAUACGUUUCUAAAAGGCCUGUGUAGAAAGUUUUGGCUUCGUUAAUUCAGAAGCAUGCAGCCGAAUACUUGAAGUAUUUUUAAUUCAUUACGGUUUGUAAUCUUUGACUGCUUCCUUCCUGGUGUGUGUAUGGAUCUUGCUAUUCUUCCCUGCAACAGAGUAUAAACUUUCCGUUUUAAAGUAUUUGUAUUUUGUAAAAUGAGCGAAAGUCUGCGGAACCACGUCAAAGCAUUCUUCCAUCCUUACCUCUUGUCGCUUAAGACCCUGUAUUUCUUCCAGUUAGGCGCUCAAUCAUGUCUGGUUCCAUACGUUCCUCUUUACAUCAAACACCUGGGCUUGAAUGCAUCGGAGAACGGCAUUAUUUUCGGCAGUCUGCCGUUUGUGUCCAUGCUAGCGAAGCCGGUUACCGGCGCUCUGUCCGACAAAUUUAAGGCCCCGUAUGCAUUAGCCCGCAUAUUUUCCCUAAUGCAACUAGCUUUCUUUAUAUCCGUUUACUUUGUUCCGUCGAUGAACGUGCUGCACCCGAUUCACAACAUUACCUGUCACACGAGCAAUACAGCAUAUUAUGACAGCAGUAAUCUGGGUAAUUUUACCUGCAUUAACCUGAUUGACAACAGCACCUUCUCUGCCCAAGUUCCUACGGCUAACAUAUCCAGUUACGUUGCGGAUCAGUGUGACCUUAACUGCUCAUGGAUUCCUCCAUUGGAGACAACCGCCGACGGCAUCUCCAUCCGAUGGACGCUGCAGUUCUGGCUCAGUGGUCUCCUGCUGAUCUUCGCAUGGUAUGGUUAUGCGUCCGUGGUCACACUGGAUGAUUCCAUUGCCUUUGGUAUCGUCAAUUCAGCGCCAGUCCCUACGACGUACGGGGCCAAUCGAGUACUGGGUACCAUGGGCUGGGCCAUCGGGGCGUUGGCUGUGGGAUUCCUUCUCGACGAGUUUUCCGACACAUCGCCGCAAGAUCGCGAUUUUACGCCGGCGUUUAUUGCCUUCGCCGUGGCGGCCGUGCUGGGUGUGGCUUCGACGUUAUUCUUGCCUAAACAGAUACUGGUCGAGAAUGAAAAAUUGCUGCUUUCCGUGACGAAAAGCGUUUUCACCUUUGAGGUGCUGUUGUUUUGCGCAGGGACGUUUGUAGCCGGCAUAAAUUCGGGUCUGUUAUAUGGAUAUCUGGCCUGGUAUCAGUCGGAUCUGGGAGCAACCAAUCUGCUACUGGGUAUAACGGUGUUUGUCCAGUGCUGCUACGAAGCCCCAAUGAUGGCAGUGUCCGGUUGGAUAAUUAAGAAAAUUGGGUACCACGGAUGCAUGUUGCUUUGUCUGGUAUCGUUUGGCAUACGAUUUUUGGCGUAUGGAUUAAUUGUUGAUCCUUGGUUCGUCCUGCUAAUUGAUAUUGUGCACUCGGUGGGGUUUGGAUUAUCGUACGCCGCUAUGACGAAUUUUGCGUUUGCCAAAGCGCCAGUCGGAGGAACAGCCACGUUACAAGGGAUUCUUGGAUCCACUUACGAAGGGAUAGGACAAGGCAUCGGAGGAAUUGCUGCCGGACUGUUCUACCAGCAAUACGGAGCAAGAGCAACUUGGCUCGGCUACAGUGUUUUUUCGUUUACUGCUUCCAUUUUCUAUGCAAUUUUCAGCUUCAUACAUAGCAGAUCCGCUAAAAAAUCCGCCGAUUUGCAGACACUUGCAGUCAGCCUUCAGUCAAUGGAUUUCAACCAAAAACCGUAAAAUUAUUGCUCUCUUGAAUGAAGGACUUUUAUUUACUGUAUACUCGUAUAAAACAGCGUGGCAUUACCAUACUUUUACGUUUCCUACGACGAGGCGACAAGGUGAUAUUCAUUAUUAAAGAAU